Molecule: messenger RNA, 846 nt
Organism: Ophidiomyces ophidiicola
Lineage: Eukaryota; Fungi; Ascomycota; Eurotiomycetes; Onygenales; Onygenaceae
Gene: AIM24
Product: Altered inheritance of mitochondria protein 24, mitochondrial
Exons: 6
Coding region: 1-846 (281 amino acids)
Biological process (GO): inner mitochondrial membrane organization
Cellular component (GO): mitochondrial inner membrane
Source: RefSeq, a predicted model, not a curated record
AUGGCAAAGCGGAAAAUACUCUUAGAGCCAUUCAGACGCGCCGCACUUCGGAUACCUUUCUUGUACCAGAAGAUAUCCUCUGCCAGUCCUAUAAAUGCCCUCAUUUCCGUCCGCUCUUCUAUUACAUCUUUUGCAGUCAUACAAUUAGCUGGCACAGUUGAUUGGACGAUAGCUCAACGAGAUGCUCUCAUCGCCUGGACCGGACACUCCUUAAAUGUUAAGCCUAUGUUUAACAGAGAAUUAAGCCUGUUUCACUGGGGUAGCUCAAAAAUCACUGGCCGGGGCCUUUUAGCGGUAGUUGGGAAGGGUCAGGUAUAUUCAAUCAGCUUGAAAGCUGGGGAACAAUAUAUUGCUCAUCCAUGUAAUGUGGUGGCAUAUACCAUCCAACCAUACUGGCCACGACCGUUUCGAUUCAAGUCGACAUCUCUGCGAUUUCAAAUACCGAGCUUCAAUAUAAGUGGCUUGCUUAUGAAGUCUAAUUUCCUAAGCAAUCUAGCGGAUUCGGACUCAUGGAAGGCAGCUAUGCGAAUUUUUCAUGCGAUUCGCACAUGGGCGAGAAGGACUAUUUGGGGUGAUAGGCUGUUUUUACAGUUUGAAGGGCCUGCCACGAUCAUAAUCCAGUCACGCGCUUCUCGAUUAAACGAAUCUUUAACAACUCGGGAAGUUAAUGAAAUUGCAAAUGCCCAGCCGGGGGUUACUAGGAAUGUCUUGAACACGAUCAACGAUAACUUGGAGAAAGAUUUGGUUCCAUCCAGGAAAGAAGAUGGAACGAAGACUGUUGGUGAAAGUUUUGCAACUAUUAAUCGAGAUGGUAAGGUCGAAUUUAAGAAAUCCGACGAUGCCUAA